AUGGACCCUUUUGUUCGCGACGGCAAGACUUUCCUCCUUUUCUUCCUAUUCUUUGCGGGGCAUGGGCUUCUCCGAUCUACAGCGCAGGAUGGGGGUGAAUUAAAGAUCGAGAUCCUCUACGAAUCGCAAUGCCCGGCUUGUUACAAAUGGCUGAGGGAACAACUGAUGCCAACUGUACAGCAGCUUGGGGGCGAUGUGCUUGGGGAGGCGAAGAUUAGCUUCGAGAUCUUGCCUUUCGGUAACGCUAAGGAGACAACUGAUGAAGACGGACACCACACUUUCCAGUGUCAGCAUGGCCCGACGGAGUGUUACUUGAACGCAGUAGAAGCAUGUGGAUUGCAAGUCAUUGAGCCAAAGAAUGUUGAGGCGUGGUUACCUUGGGUCGCCUGCGUUGAGGACGCAUCUGCGUUCCCUCCGAAACAGCAGAGUUCUCCCGUCGUUUCGCCGCCGCUAGAGUCUCACCUGGCUGCAGAUGACACGCAGGAGCUGCAGCAGCCAGCUGGGCUGCCCCCCUCCUCUCUUGCGGGAGUCUCAGAGGAGGCGGCGCCGCUUGAGAGCGUUGCUGCCUCUUCCGUUUCUAAUCCGGUCUCUUCUGCGCCUGCGGCCGCCCCGAUUUUGUCGUCGUCCGUAUUGAAUCUGUCACCUCUGAACAGGGACAGGUGGGAUUCACUUCCGCCCGCGUUGCAGUCUUUCUACACCCUCGUGUCGCUCGAGCCUCGACGGGCAGCCGCAACGCGCUCACUGACAGUUGCAGGGGUACCGAAGAAGAACCUUCUGGAGAACCUCACGUCCGUUUACGAGGCGCAGGCCGGAACAGUGAAUGCGGAUGGAGAGGCGGGGACUCAUGAGGCGAAAGGACAAACGCCGCUGCCGCCGCGAGUUGAUGCGUCGAACGCAAGCCCCUCACAGCUGGGAGAGAAAUAUCGGGCAGAUGAGGCACUCGCGAGCACCGCGGCAGGGACAGGGAAGAUGGAGAAGAGGAAACAUGCUCUUGGAGAUGGUGAAGUAUACGAAUGGCUCAAGUGCCGGGUGCCUACAAAGGAUAGCCUGCUGGACCGCGCACUGAUUUUCGGAUGUGCAGAGACAGAAAUCGCCGCCAAUGUGAUGCACGAAGUAGCAGCAAGAACAGUUGCCCAUGACUACGUGCCUUGGAUCCUUGUGAACGGCGAGCAUUCAGCAAUAAUGGAGAAGUCGCUGCGUUGCGGUUUGUGCCGCGCGGUUAACCUCGACACGGCGCCCGCGAAGGUGAAAGAGUGGUGCAAAAGAGGCGAAUACGACUGUCUCCGCGAGACGGCGGAGGCGGCUGGAAACGUAGACGCAGUGGACGCAGGUUCCGCAAAUGACAGCACCGAGGGAGCCAGGCGGGAAUCAUUUGCUGACAGCCUGUCUGCUCGGCUGCGCGCCACGAGGCAGCGAGAAGCGUAA
This is a messenger RNA of Besnoitia besnoiti, 1425 nucleotides long. RefSeq lists its product as uncharacterized. The record is from RefSeq and is a predicted model, not a curated record. Gene Ontology annotation, molecular function: oxidoreductase activity, acting on a sulfur group of donors, disulfide as acceptor. The transcript is spliced from 7 exons. Lineage: Eukaryota; Apicomplexa; Conoidasida; Eucoccidiorida; Sarcocystidae. Bases 1 to 1425 code for a protein of 474 amino acids.